UCGGUCCGGGCGCGAGGGCCUCACCUGGCCACGAUCGGCGCUGCGCCCGCGGUCGGUGGGCAGCGGGAGGCUAUGUCUGCCCAGGCUUCAGCCCCUGCGGAGCCUCCACCCAUACCCUCUCCAGAAGCACAACGGGCAGAAGCAGCCCCUGAGAAGGAGAACCAAGUGGACCCGGGGGCCGUGGAGACAGGGGCCCCAGCCCCACCCCGGCAGAAGUCCUGGCUGUUCCGGCAUUUCUCGCUGCUGCUGCGGCGGGACCAGCAGGCCCAGAAGGCCGGCCAGCUCUUCUCGGGGCUCCUGGCCCUCAAUGUGGUGUUCCUGGGCGGUGCCUUCAUCUGCAGCAUGAUCUUCAACAACGUGGCCGUCACGCUGGGGGACGUGUGGAUCCUGCUGGCCGUGCUGAAGGCCCUGUCCCUGCUCUGGCUGCUCUAUUACGCAGCCGGGACCACCCGCCGGCCACACUCCGUGCUCUAUCGGGACCCCCACGCGGGACCCAUCUGGGUGAGGGGUUCCCUGGUGCUGUUUGGCAGCUGCACCAUCUGCCUCAACAUCUUCCGUGUGGGCUACGACGUGAGCCACAUCCACUGCAGGUCGCAGCUCGAGCUCGUGUUCCCUGUCAUCGAGAUGGUCUUCAUGGGCGUCCAGACCUGGGUGCUCUGGAAACACUGUAAGGACUGCGUUCAGGUCCAGACCAACUUCACGAGGUGUGGCCUGAUGCUGACCCUGGCCACGAACCUGCUGCUGUGGGUCCUGGCCGUCACCAAUGACUCCAUGCACCGAGAGAUGGAGGCCGAGCUCAACGCCCUGAUGGAGAAGUUCUCAGGCAACGGGACCAACACCUGCCUGUGCCUCAACGCCACGAUGUGCGAGGUCUUCCGGAAGGGCUACCUGAUGCUCUACCCCUUCAGCACCGAGUACUGCCUCAUCUGCUGCGCCGUGCUCUUCGUCAUGUGGAAGAACGUGGGCCGCCGCCUGGGACCCCACGCGGGCGCCCACCCCAGCGCCCGGCCAUUCCACCUGCACGGGGCCAUCUUCGGGCCGCUGCUGGGCCUGCUGGUGGUGGUGGCAGGCGUGUGCGUCUUCGUGCUCUUCCAGAUCCAGGCGAGCGGCCCCGCCAUCGAGCGCCAGUACUUCACCCUCUACUACGCCUUCUACGCGGCCGUGCUGCCCGCCAUGAGCCUGGCGUGCUUGACAGGCACGGCCAUCCACGGGCUGGAGGAGCGCGAGCUGGACACGCUCAAGAACCCCACCCGCAGCCUGGACGUGGUGCUGCUGAUGGGCGCUGCGCUCGGCCAGAUGGGCAUCUCCUACUUCUCCAUCGUGGCCAUCGUGGCCACGCAUGCGCACGAGCCCCCCACCCGCCUCAUCCUGGCCUACUCGCUGCUGCUCAUCGCGCAGCACAUCGUCCAGAACCUCUUCAUCAUCGAGGGCCUGCACCGGCGCCCGCUCUGGGAGGCGGCUCCCGAGGGGCUGGUGGGGAAGCCCGAGGCUGAGCCUCCCCGCCGGGAAUCCCUGCUGGAGCUGGGCCAGGGCCUGCGGCGGGCCUCCCUGGCCUACAUCCACUUCUACAGCCACCUCAACCGGGAGCGGCGGGGGCUGUGGAUGAUGCCCGCCUUCGGCAUACACCCGGAGUUCGAGAACGGGCUGGAAAAGGAUUUCUACGGCUACCGGACGUGGUUCACCAUCGUCAACUUCGGCCUGCCUCUGGGGGUCUUCUACCGCAUGCACUCCGUGGGGGGGCUGGUAGAGGUCUACCUGGGGGCCUGAGGCUGCCCGCGGAGCCCUGGAGUGCCAGGUGAGAAGGCAGCAGACAGUCUCUGAGCAGAUGCCUCA
Molecule: messenger RNA, 1833 nt
Organism: Tupaia belangeri chinensis (Chinese tree shrew)
Lineage: Eukaryota; Metazoa; Chordata; Mammalia; Scandentia; Tupaiidae
Gene: OTOP3
Product: otopetrin 3
Exons: 7
Coding region: 73-1767 (564 amino acids)
Biological process (GO): proton transmembrane transport
Cellular component (GO): membrane
Molecular function (GO): proton channel activity
Source: RefSeq, a predicted model, not a curated record